AUGGCUCCCUCGUCGCUUCUCUUUGGCAUGGCCCUCGCGGCCUCCGGCUCCAUGCUGGUCAACGGCCAAGCCCUGGACAAGCCUCCCCUGUCGGACAACCUCGACUACCUCGCAGAUGGAAACAAUGCCAACCUUGCCGUGAACCAAGGCACGUACCAGCAAUGGGAGGCUGGUACCAUCCCCGCCGACUGCAAGAGCCUUGGGCAGGAGGAGGGCAAGGACCCAAACGACUUUGAGGUUUACGAUGUCACCUACGGUGAUUGCGGCGACCCCUGGGUGUUCUGCCGCCACAAGGACUCUACAACCACCAUUGACACCACCAUCAACACUUUCAGUCAGCUACCUGUCGCCAUGCGCAGCUGGGUCCGACACGUCCUGACAAUGCCAGGUGACGACUCCGCCUACAAUGCAAACGGCAACAUUGCCUUUUUCGGAGGCACCAGCGGCUCUGUGGACGUUGCCCUUCACGAGACCGGACACAGUCUUGACCUUCUCGGAGCAUACGGUGAUCAGCUGUCCACAAGCCAGGAUUGGCUCGACAGCUACGACCAGGACUCCAACGUCCCGGACAACUAUGCUCAAACCAGCCAAAUCGAGAACGUCGCCCAAAACACCGUCGUCGGCGUCUACGACAAAGUCGUCCCCGGUGGCUUCCCUGGAGUGCAGCCAGACUACAACAACAUCAUCCACCAAUACACCACUCUACAAAGCAAGGCCGGCGACCAGAUCCUGCCUGGUGGGCAGUGCGAUCGCCAUCUCGACAAUUCUGAGCCCGUGUCCACGAGCGACGACUCGGCUUCGGUUGUGCACGCUGCCAACACGCCGAAUGUGUCGUUCAAGGGCAAGUAUACCAACAUUGUCAAGAACUUCCGCGAGUUCAACACCAAGGAGCACUGCGCUUAUUAG
Messenger RNA from Talaromyces rugulosus, 906 nucleotides. RefSeq lists its product as uncharacterized. Bases 1 to 906 code for a protein of 301 amino acids. The transcript is spliced from 5 exons. Lineage: Eukaryota; Fungi; Ascomycota; Eurotiomycetes; Eurotiales; Trichocomaceae. The record is from RefSeq and is a predicted model, not a curated record.